Molecule: messenger RNA, 762 nt
Organism: Pararge aegeria (speckled wood butterfly)
Lineage: Eukaryota; Metazoa; Arthropoda; Insecta; Lepidoptera; Nymphalidae
Product: trypsin, alkaline C-like
Exons: 3
Biological process (GO): proteolysis
Molecular function (GO): serine-type endopeptidase activity
Source: RefSeq, a predicted model, not a curated record
UCAGGAGUUCUUGCAGCAUACCCUGACCGUAUCGUGGGAGGGCAUCCCACCACGAUUGAGAGCUAUCCCUCCAUGGUGCAAGUGGAGUUGCUGAACCAAAUAACUAACAUCUGGUCACAGAACUGUGCUGGAAGCAUCCUUACUUCGAGGUUCAUCUUGUCAGCUGCUCAGUGCUUUACUGGAUGGAAUUUGGACUUCCCAUACCGUCGCAUUCGAGCUGGUGCCACCUACCGUAACGUGGGGGGCAGCGUGGUAUACGUGGAUGCAGCGGUCAACCAUCCCCUCUACGGCUCUAACGGCCUAGAAGCCGACGUCAGCGUAAUCGGGCUGUCAUCCCCGCUGAUCUACAGUCACACCAUUAGACAGGCUACCAUCAUUAUUCCUAAUUCUGUCAUUCCUGAUAACACCAGGGUGGUACUUGCUGGCUGGGGACGGAUCUCGGCUGCCGGUCCGAUCUCCCACAUCAUUCGUGACGUCACAGUCUACACAAUCAACAACAGACUGUGCGCUGAGCGAUACUCCAAACUGGGUUGGCCAAUAAUUGUCACCUCCAACAUGAUCUGCUCCGGUAUCCUCGACGUGGGUGGCCAGGAUGCCUGCCACGGCGACUCCGGUGGACCAAUGUACCUAGGCAAUGUGGUCAUUGGCAUUAUAUCCGGUGGAUACAGCUGUGCCAACUGCACUUUUCCUGGAAUUAGUACCUCGGUUGCGUCUUACACUGAUUGGAUUGUUAAUACUGUUAACGGGUGGUCUUACUCGUAG